GUUUAUGAACUCCAGGGAGUUUUUGUAUUUGCACUUUGAUAUUAUCCUCGCGGCUUUGAUUUUGGGUCCUUUUUCUUCGAUGGUUUAUGGGUUGUGGGAGUGAGUGUUUUUGGUGGGUAAUCGUGAAAUUUCAUGCCCUUUUAUGCUUCUUUGUUUGGGAGAUUGUGGAAUUUGGGGUUGAUGGUGAUAGUGAGGUGGUGGGAAAUUCGACUCUGGUGGAUAGGAAACCUCUUGAUGAAAACGAAACAGGUGUAAGUUCUAUAGAAAGGAUAUUCGAUGAGGACGGGGACGAGAAAAUAAUACAAGAUUCAUCUGGAAGGAAUGCCAUUUUGGAUUCAGUUCCUGGAUUGCCAGUAGUUCAAGCAGAUGAGCCCUAUGUUGGUCAGGAAUUUGAAAAUGAGGCAGCAGCUCAUGCGUUUUAUAAUGCUUAUGCUACACGUGUGGGGUUCGUAAUUCGUGUUAGCAAGCUUUCACGAUCGAGACGUGAUGGGACGGCUAUUGGUCGAGCACUAGUUUGCAACAAAGAGGGGUACAGGAUGCCUGACAAGCGGGAAAAGAUCGUGAGGCAGAGGGCCGAGACGAGGGUAGGUUGCAGGGCAAUGAUUUUGGUGAGAAAAGUGAACUCUGGCAAAUGGGUUGUCACUAAAUUUGUGAAGGAGCAUACUCAUCCUUUGUCACCUGGGAAAGGUCGAAGAGAUUGCAUAUAUGAUCAAUAUCCUAACGAACACGAUAAGAUACGCGAACUGUCUCAGCAGCUUGCAAUUGAGAAAAAGCGAUCGGCAACAUAUAAAAGGCAUCUAGAAGUAAUAUUCGAAUACAUCGAUGAGCAUAACGAUAACCUGUCGAGAAAGAUCCAACAUAUAGUAGACAAUGUGAAGGAGAUGGAAAGCAUAGAACAGCAGAAUCAUAGAUAGUAUUUGGGUAAACUUUUAUACUCUCAGCUUGGGAUUCCAAAAUGAAGAUGAUGGUAUAGUUGCUGGAUGGAUGAAGAACUUGUUAGUUUAGAAUUCUUUGUGAUAUGUUCCAGCAUUUAGACGUCAGUUCAGUGUCACAUAAAAUGGAGUAUAUUGCCCAUGGUGUUCAUUGCUUGUAAAUCUCAAUGUAUGUCAUGUUUUGUAUAGCAUUCGAACGAUUUGUAUCUUAUUUUCGUUAGCAGUAGUUUUGCUUUUUUCCUCUUUUA
Cucurbita maxima (winter squash) is the source of this 1180-nucleotide messenger RNA. RefSeq names its product protein FAR1-RELATED SEQUENCE 4-like. Lineage: Eukaryota; Viridiplantae; Streptophyta; Magnoliopsida; Cucurbitales; Cucurbitaceae. The transcript has 3 exons. The record is from RefSeq and is a predicted model, not a curated record. The coding region runs from base 87 to 914 and encodes 275 amino acids.